AUGCUUCUCCGUUUGCCGACUAGCCUGCACUAUCCGAUCACCGUUACCUCGCUGCUGAAACAACCCGGCGACACGAUCAAGAGGGAUGAGGCUCUCUUUUGGUAUGUUUACGAGACUACCGUCACCGAGGGUGACGGGCUGGGAAACAAAGUCGACGUGUUGCGCAAGUUCCCAGCCAAAUUUGAAUCGACGGCGGAUGGAGAGAUCGUUCAAUGGAAAAUUCAGAAAGGAGACGUUAUUGAUGAACCCGUCAACGUUGUUGAAAUCGAUGAGCCUUGCGCGCACGAGGUCCAGUGGGGAGACCUUUGCGCGGAGUGCGGAAAGGAUAUGACUGAAUAUACAUACAAUACCGAGAUCACAGAUGCCAUGCGCGCCCCCAUUUCCAUGGCCCACGACAACACCAUUCUCACGGUCAGUCCAGAGGAAGCAACCCGCGUCGAAGAGGAUGCAAAGCGUCGACUACUUGCAUCGAGACGCUUGACUUUGGUUGUUGAUCUUGAUCAAACCAUUAUCCACGCUACUGUUGAUCCCACCGUGGGAGAAUGGAGAGAGGACAAGGAUAAUCCAAAUCAUGAAGCCGUGCGGGAUGUGCGACAGUUCCAAUUGAUUGAUGAUGGACCUGGAAUGCGUGGAUGCUGGUACUAUAUUAAACUGCGGCCAGGACUAGAGGAGUUCUUACAGAACGUGGCAGAGAUCUAUGAGUUACACAUCUAUACUAUGGGUACUCGUGCCUACGCCCAACAUAUUGUUGAUAUCAUUGAUCCCACCCGGAAGCUCUUCGGAGACCGGAUCCUCAGUCGUGACGAGAGUGGAAGUUUGACAGUCAAGGACUUGCAGCGGCUGUUCCCCGUGGAUACAAAGAUGGUAGUCAUCAUUGAUGACCGCGGUGACAUCUGGCGAUGGAGCCCCAACCUCAUCAAGGUUUCCCCUUAUGAUUUCUUCGUCGGCAUUGGUGACAUCAAUUCAAGUUUCCUACCAAAGAAGCAAGACAUUGGAGCGAACAAACCCCAGAUCGAGCCCAAAGCACCAGAAAAGACCGCGGAGCAUCAUGUCAACCGUCAAACGCAAGAAGGGACGGAAGUUUCGGCAUUAGAACAACUGGUGACCAUGGGAGGUGGAGACAGCCCAAGGUUACUCCAAGAGCAGACCGAUGCACAAGAAGAGACGAUAUUGCACCAAGUCGAAGAUCGACCUUUGCUACAGAAGCAGAAAGAGUUGGACGCAGAGGAUAAUACCAAAGACAACGAAUCACCAACUCUUGAAGAAUCUCAGGAAUCUGCCAAACACCGACAUCAUCUACUCGUGGACUACGAUCAAGAACUUUACCAGCUGCAAAACCGAUUGGAACAAGUUCACAUGCAAUUCUAUGAGGAGUAUGACAAGAGGCGGACCCUCGCACUUGGGGGCCGAGUGGCAGCUCUGCGAGGGGAGAAGGUUCACUCCAAAGACAAAGAUGUGGAUCUCAAGCUGGUCCCCGAUGUCAAGGAUAUCAUGCCGCUUAUCAAACGGCGCAUCCUUGGAGGUGUGGUUUUAGUAUUUUCAGGCGUUCUCCCUCUAGGGAUCGACUUCCAGAAUGCUGACAUCUCUCUUUGGGCCAAGAGCUUUGGCGUGGUGAUCUCGUCCAGGAUCAAUGCACGCACAACACAUCUUGUGGCUGGCCGCAACCGCACUGCUAAGGUGAGAGAAGCCACCCGAUACCCAGGCAUAAAAAUCGUGACAACGCAAUGGCUUGUCGACUCGCUGGUUCAAUGGAGACAUAUGGAUGAAGACCCCUACCUCCUUCCAGUCCACCCAGAUGACCGGGGAGAACCCAUGUCCCCGGGCUCGUUAGAACUAGAGACAUCCAUGCUCUCAUCCACAGAUGAGGAUAUGACAGGGUCCCAAUGGACCCAGGAGGAUGACGCCGAAGAUCUUUUCAAGUCCUCCGGUCUGGAUGAGACUUCACCCAUCGGCUACGGAGCCGAUGAGCAAGCUGCUGUCCAUGACGAAUUGAAAGACUUCCUCGGCAGCGACGAUGAAAGCGAAAGCGACAAUGAGUCGUUGCCAGAUGAAGUAUCCGCAGGCACGAAGCGAAAGCGCGGUGAAGGAGCCGACAGUGCCACUGACGAGGAAGAAUCCGGAGACGACGACGGAGAAGACUCUGAGAAAGGCUCACGGCUUUCCCAACGUAUAAAACGAUCCUAUGAGCGCAAUACCAAGCUACGAGAAAUCACCUCUGCUCCUGCCCGAAGUGAUGAAGCUUCCUCCGAGCGCCCACAGCCUUUGAUUAUGGAAGGAGAGGAUUCUGAAUCUGAGACAGUGGGAGAUAACAGCCAAAAGUCCGGCCAUCCUGAAGAUCCGGAUGACGAUGAGGAUGAGCUUGAGCGAGAAAUGCUCGCUGCAUUCGAAGGCGGCGAAUAUGACUCUCAAGUGGAGGAAGAUGUUGCCGCUGAGAACGGGUAG
Penicillium soppii is the source of this 2442-nucleotide messenger RNA. RefSeq names its product protein-serine/threonine phosphatase (gene fcpA). Lineage: Eukaryota; Fungi; Ascomycota; Eurotiomycetes; Eurotiales; Aspergillaceae. The coding region runs from base 1 to 2442 and encodes 813 amino acids. The transcript is spliced from 3 exons. Gene Ontology annotation, molecular function: RNA polymerase II CTD heptapeptide repeat phosphatase activity. The record is from RefSeq and is a predicted model, not a curated record. Gene Ontology annotation, cellular component: nucleus.